UAAACUCAACAAACAAAUUUAUAAUAAUUAAAUCACUAGAGAUUGAGAGUGGAGAUGGAAAGAAAAAAGAAUAUGGAACAACCGAACAACCACCAAACCGAAACCAUUGAUUCUUCAUCAUCUGGGUUGUCAUUGACAGUUGAAAGUUGAUUUAGAGGUAAAAGUUAACACCCCUCCUGUUUUCUGACAAAGAAAAGAAAUAAAAGAAAAAGAAAAGAAAGCACACUUUACAUUUCACUUGUCUCUCUCUGCUGAAGCAUCAGCAUGGAACUCGUUCCAUACUCCGAACCAAACACUUCCACUCCACCCUGGCAAGAAAUGUUCCGAUCCGCCUCCACCAGAAAACCCACUUCCACCCCUCAACCCCACGCGCCGCCGCAGCACCCUCCCCAAAACCCCUGCCAACCACUACCAGACUCCAAACCAACUUUUUCCGGGGAUCCCCAGGUCCGCCUCGCACUCUACAUAGCCAUGGCGCACGCUUUUCUUGCCUUCGCUAUCUUCAUCCUCUACGCCGUCUCGAAGCUUCUAGAAGCAUACCUAAGACCCCUCCAAUGGGCCGUACUAUGCUCAAUUCCACUAAGAGGAAUUCAAGAAACCCUCGUUUCCUUCUGGUCCGAGCCGUUAAAACUCGGACUAACGGAAACCGUUCUCGCCGUUCCAGUUUCCGUUUUCAGAGUCUUCGUCGGUACACUUGUCGAGGUUCGAGAAGCUUCCUUCAGGUUCGUUUCUAGAAAGCCAAAAUCCGUUAAUGUUACCGCCAAGAAGCGUAGCGGUUUCUCCAAUAUGCUUCGUUUGCUUGUUUCUUUUGGGAUUUUUAUAAUUGCUUAUGAGAGGCUUGGUGGAUUUGGGGCAUUGUCGUUGUUAGGUUUAGGGUUUGUGUUCAGUUCAAAGAACGUGGAUUCGACUAUGUCGACUCUGAGUUCUUUUAGGAGUAGCAGCUUUAGGAGGAGUGCGAUUAGUGCUUUUUUCACCAGAGGGAUACUGAAGAAGUUGAAGACUACUGUUGCUGUUGGGUUAAUUGUUGGUAUGAGUGUUGGGUUCUUGGUUGGUGUCAUAUUUUUCUCUUAUAAGAUCGGCGUUGAAGGGAAAGACGCGGUCAUUUCGCUGAAAAUGCAUGUGGAGGAGAGCAAUUAUGCUGAGAGGAUUGGUGUUAAGAAGUGGAUGGAUGAGAAUGAUGUUGCUGGGAUGAUGGAUAGUUACACGACAAAGUUUUAUGAGACGGUUUCAGAUCAGAUUGAUGGUCUGGCUGUGCAGUAUAAUAUGACUGAGUUGGUUACCGGGAUUAAGCAUUUCGUGGUGACUAGCUCUGGGAACUCAUCUGCACAGACAAAGGCCUUGAUGAAGCCCUCGCCGUACACGGAGAAGUUCUUGAGUUUGAAAAACCGGGUUAGGAACCGGGAGUGGAGCCAGAUUUAUGCCGAAUUGGAUAGCCUUUUCCGUGAACUUGUGAUCACCCGCGAGGAUUUAGUUGUUAAGGCCAAAGGGUUUGCCUUUAAAGGGAUUGAUGUGUCGCAGCGUAUUUUUGCAAGUAGCAGAACUGUGUUUGGUAGUGGUGCGAAGUUCAUGUUCUCCAUUGCGAAUUCCAUAAUCUCUGGAGCUGCAGAGGUUUUCAAUUUUGUGUCUCAGUCAAUGGUGUUUAUUUGGGUUUUGUACUAUCUCAUCACGUCAGAGUCCGGUGGAGUAACAGAACAAGUGAUGUGUAUGCUUCCGAUUUCAAGCUCCACCAGGGUCAGAUGUGUGGAGGUUUUGGAUAAAGCCAUUUCAGGAGUCCUUUUGGCCACAGCCGAGAUAGCAUUUUUCCAAGGAUGUGUUACAUGGUUGUUGUUUCGGCUAUACAAGAUUCAUUUCUUGUACAUGUCGACUGUGAUUGCCUUCAUUAGUCCUUUGUUGCCCAUAUUUCCAUCGUGGCUUGCAACUAUACCAGCAGCUAUGCAACUGGUGCUGGAAGGCAGAUACAUUGUGGCCAUUGUUUUGUCUUGUAUUCACCUUUUCCUAAUGGAUUAUGGUUCAUCCGAAAUUCUGGAAGAUGUGCCUGGAAAUAGUGCAUAUCUCACUGGACUUAGCAUCAUUGGGGGAGUGACAUUGUUCCCAUCACCACUAGAGGGAGCUAUUAUGGGGCCAUUGAUAACUACAGUCAUGAUUGCUCUGAAGGAUUUGUAUGCUGAAUUUGUUCUUGAAGAACCUAAAGACAGAGCCAAGCAGAAAGAAAGCUAAGCCUCUCCUCUUGUCUAUGAUUGUGUAUUCUUUGCAAGUAAAGUUUGGAGCAGCUGUGUUAAUAUUUGCGGUUCUGUUAGGGUUUGUUCCCGUGUUUCGAUUUCGGAGAGGUAAGAGUUUAAAUUCAAGCUUGUCACUUCCUUUUUUUACCCUCCAAAAGCAGAU
This is a messenger RNA of Arachis ipaensis, 2382 nucleotides long. RefSeq lists its product as uncharacterized. The record is from RefSeq and is a predicted model, not a curated record. Lineage: Eukaryota; Viridiplantae; Streptophyta; Magnoliopsida; Fabales; Fabaceae.